UCAAUUUGUUAUAAUGGAGAAAGACGAUGACAUAAUGCAGCAAGGCGAAGACCAAAACGGUAGCCUAGCAGAGGUCAACCCUAAUUCUCUACCACAAGUAAAUGACAGCUUAUUUUCCACUUCAAAAGUCUUGAAGAAGAAACCCAAACGUCAGUCUGAGAAAAUUGUCAAAGCCCAAACUUUAUCAUCUGAACAUAUAUCACCAGCCCAAAAAUCGUUAAAAGAUGCUUUCGAAAAGGAAUUCAAAAAGAGAAAAUAAAGAGUUUAGAAAGAGAUAUGACUACUACUUGAAAAUCAAGAAAGCUUUGAAAAUUAUCAAGAAGAAUUUACCUGAACUACCAGACAAGGAUAAGAAGGAACUUCAAGAUGAACUUAGACUCAACCAGACCGUUUCGGAAAAUAAGAAACCAAAUCUUGAGUUAGGCGAUAAGGGCUUUAAGUACAAGAUCUCUGUGAUGAAGGAGAAUAAACCAAGAGAUUGUGAUGACAUUCAGGAAAAGACCGAAGAUGAGGAUAAUGCUCCCAAUUCUCCAAAGAAACUUCCAAAUGACAAGCUUGCUGUUGUCCUGAAGAGUUAUAGAGAGAAGUACAAGAAACUUCUAGCGCUUAAGGCAAAGAAUGAUCAUAAAUUAAAAUAAAGCCAAAAAAAAUUUGGAAGCCUUAAAGAACAAAAAUGGGGUAGAAUUAAUCAAAGAGCUCAAACUUGACCAGAAAAGGAGGAAGGACACAAUGACUGACUUGCUUGAGAGGAAGAGAGAGAUGGCUCUGAAUGGAGACUUCAAGCUUCCAAAAAUGAGAAAUUUUACUAGAAAAACCUUCACUCCUGCUAAAAAUGUGUCUACUGUUAUGGAAGAAGAUGAUAAUGAAGAAUUUGAGUCCUUCAGGAAAUCUAAAGACAUCAUUAAUUUUACCAGAGACUCACUUAAAAUUAAUGGAUCAAGGACAGAAAGGAGUCGAAAUAAUAUUUCUCGUAUGAAAUUUGCUCCAGAAGAGGAGAAAAUUUGAACAAAAAGUAACCUUCAAAGAAUGCAACUCAAGCAUAUUAGAAAUUCAUACCAUGGAUCUUUGGUCGGAAAUCUAAUGAAUUCAUAUAAAAAUCCAUGCGCAGUGCAAUCUUUGAUCAACUUUCAGUGAAGCGGGGCCAACAAUUGCGGAAAGCUAUUCAUGCUUUUCGAUAAGCUGUCCUUCGCAGGGACAUCAAGUGUUAUCGGACAUGGCUUCUCAACCAUUGGGUCAGUCUUUUCCACUACCAGUGAUCUGAAGUCCCACUUGCGUUUCGGAACUGAAAACUAGGAAUGGUCUAUAACAAACUUUGUAUCUUCCCAGCAUAGAGGAUGCUAGUAUCAAAGC
This is a messenger RNA of Moneuplotes crassus, 1350 nucleotides long. NCBI's taxonomy places the organism in Eukaryota, Ciliophora, Spirotrichea, Euplotida, Euplotidae. The record is from the annotation of a GenBank genome assembly.